GGAGAUCUCUUCUCCUCUCUGCUGAGUCCGUCGUCUCUUACAACUCUCCUUCUGCCGAGAGUCUAAUUUUGCUCGCGACCUGUAUCACUUGCCAGGGAACUUGUAAGGAGGAGACAAUGAGAUUGGUCAAGUGUUGGUUUUGCUCGUCUACGAUAUAUCCUGGACAUGGUAUACAGUUUGUCCGCAACGAUGCAAAGAUUUUCCGGUUCUGUAGGUCGAAAUGCCACAAGAACUUCAAGAUGAAGAGGAACCCUCGUAAAGUGAAGUGGACUAAAGCUUACAGAGCCACACACGGAAAGGACAUGACUCAGGAUAAAACUUUUGAGUUUGAGAAGAAGAGAAACAGACCCGAGAGGUAUGAUAGGAACGUUACAGAGGAUACUCUCAAGGCAAUUAAGAAGAUUGAUAAGAUCAGAAGCACUAGAGAAGCUGACCACAUCAAUAAGAGGUUGAAGCCAAACAAACAGAAGAUAUUCAAGAGUGCAGUCGAUGAGAUAGAUCAGCACAUUAAUUUGCUCAUAGCACCAGGUUCAGAGAAGAUGAAAGUUUUGGUCUCAGAAAACAAAUCUGUCCAAAACGAAGCAAUGGAAGAAUGAUCCUACGGGAACACUCUGAACCUGAUGUCAUCGUUAAAAAAAAGAAAAGUGUUUUGGUGUUUGUACUGAUGAAAGGAGUUUUUAGAUUGUUUCGUUUUGCAAUGUAUUAGUAUUUCCUUCGAGGGAAACAAAGUUUAGGAGUAUUUUUACAUUUUGCUUUUCAAACUUAAAAAAACUGUGUUAGCUCAAGAAUUCUUAUUCAUGAUCAAAGACUUAUUAAGGAAUAUUUAUAGUCGUGUUUAAUUGUUCAAGCCUCAUGGUACAGUUAGUUCCAAAAU
Molecule: messenger RNA, 874 nt
Organism: Eruca vesicaria subsp. sativa (arugula)
Lineage: Eukaryota; Viridiplantae; Streptophyta; Magnoliopsida; Brassicales; Brassicaceae
Source: the annotation of a GenBank genome assembly